This is a messenger RNA of Scutellospora calospora, 760 nucleotides long. NCBI's taxonomy places the organism in Eukaryota, Fungi, Glomeromycota, Glomeromycetes, Diversisporales, Gigasporaceae. The record is from the annotation of a GenBank genome assembly.
AUGAAAAGAUUUUAUUGGGCCGAGCGAGUGUCAUUCAGGCUAGUUUACGUUAUAAUUUUCUCCUUAUUAUUUUCUCCAUUUAUCUUCUAUUCGUGUUCCGCAGAUGAAAUAAAUUAUCAAGAUCUUCAAUUCAAUGGAUUUCAAAUCUCACAAUAUACCACUUAUGAUGAUGGAACAAUAUUACUUAGAAUUCGUCCUAAUAGUGAUGGGAAUUGUAGAGCAGAUUCUUUAUAUUUUCGUUUAAUAAGACCAGAUGGAUCAAUAUCUCCAAUUACUUUGGAUACUUCUUCUUAUAAUAUUUCUUCGCAAAAUUAUUGUUUUGUAAAUUCUGCUGUUGCUUUUAUAAGAGCUCCUUUAAUGGCACCGAGUUCUCCCAGUAAUACUCCUUUAUGGCAAAAGGUUUUAUUUUCAAAUGAUCUCACUUUAAAUACUAGUAGUAGUCUCAACGAUGGUAUAAGAGUUUAUGGAAUAGCUAGAAAUUAUAUACUAAUUUCAUUUUUAUGUGGAGAUUCAAAUAGUAAUGUUUGUGGGCUUGUAAUGGAUUGGACUGGAAAAGUUUUAAAUUCAAAUAUUAACCUUGGUAAUAAUUGUGAUGACGUAAAUAUUGCACAGAAUAUAAAUUCUAAUAUUGGGGGAUUUUUAUGGGUAUGUUAUAUGAGCUCAACUAGUCAAUUAGUAUGGAGAACAUUCGGUACUCCUGAUGCAACUGGAACAAUUAUCCCUAUAAAUCUUGGAAGGAUAAAUGGCAUAACAAAAUUUA